Spea bombifrons (plains spadefoot toad) is the source of this 1088-nucleotide messenger RNA. RefSeq lists its product as uncharacterized. The record is from RefSeq and is a predicted model, not a curated record. NCBI's taxonomy places the organism in Eukaryota, Metazoa, Chordata, Amphibia, Anura, Pelobatidae. The transcript is spliced from 9 exons. The coding region runs from base 165 to 1088 and encodes 307 amino acids.
GAGGUGGAACCUGCUCUGCUUGUAUCCCCCAGCCUGUUCCUUUUUGUGUACUUUUGCAUAAGUUGUCAGAGUUUGGAUGUCUUCUAAAAUCCUCUUGUAAACUUUAAUCUCAAAUAAUAACUGAUCUUGGAACCAGAACAGGAUUCAGAAUUAUUUUCAUCAAAAUGACGAUCGUGUGCUUACAUCAUACUAUUCUGCUUACUUUAGUUUUUUUUUUCCAAAACACCUUCGGCGAUAUACAAAGAAUUUAUGGGGCUUUGGGUGGCCAAGUAUUUAUUCCAGCUUCUGCACAUGCCCACCCUGAAGGUGACCAACUUGAGUGUGGAUUUACAAGAGAAGGUGGAAAAAAACCUGAUGUGAUUAUACUAUGCAAUAUAAAGAAUAGGCAUUGUGAAUAUCCUGGCAAAGUUCGUUUUGAACUUCUGUUUGACAACUUCGUAAUCCUGUUGCGAGAUCUGAGAAGAGAGGAUUCUGGAAUAUACUCUUGUACCAUAACAGAGAAUAGUUCAAACCCCAUAACGAUUUCUUCAAACCUGCAAGUACUCGACAAUAUUUCUGAAUCCUUGACUAUGAAGAACAGAACGGAGGACAAAAACGUAACAGAAUUCAAUGAAACGUCAUCUGUUAUGAAGAAAUGGGUGUAUGGGCUGUCGAUAUCCAUUCUUAUGCUGGCUGUUUGCUCCUUUGUCAUCAUCAAUUUUGCCUACAAGGCAACUGCUAUGGCCAAUAUUGCAAGGACACAAAUGCCAAAUGCUGGUAUUAGAAUGAGAUGGUCAAAAGGGACUUUUUUCAAUCUCUAUUUAGGAACCACUGUAGGGAAUAUCGUGGCUGCCAUUGCAAUGUUUGUCAUCUGGAUCCAAGGAGGUCCUGUGCCAGCCCUUUCUGUGGCUAUUGUUGCUUUCACUAUAGGUUUUGUGUUGGUUUUUCUCAGUCUGGUUACUUGCAGUUUCAUCAACAGAGCAUUACUUCUCUUCAUCAUAAAUGCAUCAUCUCAUUUUAUGAACAUAGUUAUAUUUUUCACCUCAAUCAUUGGAAUCGCCACGAUGGCCACCGAUACAAGAAACUGUGAUAUAAAUGCAAAAUGUUGA